CUCCGCCCGCUGUCGGUUGUGGAUGAGUCCUGGGAGCUGCUGGACCCCAGCCCCGAUGUGCACGGCCUCUUCGUGCAGUUCAACCAGGCGCUCUUCUGGGGGCGCCUGGCGGCUGUGGAGGUGUCGUGGAGCCCACGCAUGACCCUCUGUGCUGGAGUGUGUAGAUAUGAAGGAAAAGGUGGAAUGUGUUCCAUACGUCUAAGUGAGCCACUCCUAAAGUUAAGACCAAGGAAGGAUCUUGUUGAGACACUGCUGCAUGAAAUGAUCCAUGCCCUGCUUUUUGUUACUAAUAAUGACAAAGACCGUGAAUCUCAUGGACCAGAGUUCUGCAAACACAUGCGUCGCAUUAAUCGCUUGACUGGGGCCAAUGUCACAAUCUAUCAUACUUUUCAUGAUGAAGUGGAUUCGUACCGCCAGCACUGGUGGCGCUGCAAUGGCCCCUGUCAAAAUAGAAAACCUUACUUUGGAUACGUGAAACGUUCGAUGAAUCGAGCACCUUCUGCACGAGACUUUUGGUGGGCUGAGCACCAAGAGACAUGUGGAGGAACAUUCACAAAAGUGAAGGAGCCUGAGAACUUCUCUAAGAAAUCCAAGGAGAAGACGCAGGCAGCAAAACAACUUCCAAAUUCCAAGUUAAUUAACAAAGGCAAGACACAAACACAUGAUAGGCAAGACCUGAUACCUUUCAGUGGAAAGGGGUAUCGGCUCGGAGGAGAGAGUGGACUCCCAGAAAAAAGCACAAAUUUCAGCAGCAGUAUUAGAAACAGUGAAACACCUGGUUCACAGCAUCGCUCAGCAGUAAGGACAAUACCACUCCCUAAAAAUGAGAUAAAAUUUGAGAAAUCACCCCGUAGUGGCAUCUUCUUUCCACUUUAUACUGAUGAUGCCAGUGAGAAAAUCAACUUAGCUUCAAAGCAUGAGUUUCCUAAACUCUCUGUUGCUAAUACAAAAGCUUACAAGAAUGUUAGUGGAUCUCCUGUUAAAAUUGCUCGUGUUAUGGAUGAAAAAUCAAAUAAAGUUUCUGCAAAUGGCAAGAGGGUUAUGCCGCCUUAUAACAGGACACUGAAACAAAUUUGUUUAGAGCAGACAUCAACAGUUCAGGUUGCAUCUGAGAAAAAAAGCUCAGAGGGUACUAACACACUGCAGCAGUGGUCAGAAAUGGAAGACAGAACUGCCUUUGAAAAUUAUUUCAUUAAAAAAGGGAGUACUGAUGUCACUUUAAGUAUAAAUACACCUAUGGAAACCAAAGCUGAAUCUUCAGUGUCUUCUGCAAGUUCCAGCACUGCUGUAAGGCAGGAUAAAAAAGUCAGUUGUCCCGUUUGCCAGAGUGAGGUUUUGGAGUCUAAAAUAAAUGAACACCUUGAUUCUUGUCUUGCCUAA
Mesitornis unicolor (brown roatelo) is the source of this 1380-nucleotide messenger RNA. It is a transcript of the gene SPRTN, whose product is annotated as SprT-like N-terminal domain. Gene Ontology annotation, cellular component: nucleus. The annotation marks the transcript as partial. Gene Ontology annotation, biological process: DNA repair. The record is from RefSeq and is a predicted model, not a curated record. The transcript has 5 exons. Lineage: Eukaryota; Metazoa; Chordata; Aves; Mesitornithiformes; Mesitornithidae. Gene Ontology annotation, molecular function: polyubiquitin modification-dependent protein binding; metalloendopeptidase activity; single-stranded DNA binding.